UGGAGCAUUUUUUUCUCUCUUUCCUGCAAGGCGCACGUGCCCGCGUGAACCGCGGCCAGCUUCGAAUGCCCACAGAAAGGGAAAGUGACAAUAUGGCGGAUCAGAUGUAACUUUUUCUUCAUAGAUAAGACUUCUCGAGGAACUUUUUCGACUUUCGUCAUCCGAAUUGUGAUACUGAACGUGCGUAGAUCCUUCGUUUCAUGAUUGUUGAAACAUCGAGUACUGACUAGAGAUAGCUUUGGAACUUUGAAAAGGCUAAACAGCGGCGAUGUCUCCAUUGAGCUCGAGUGACGAACGAGACCCCGAUUACGAAGUGAACUACAGAGGAUCCGGCAGGAAACGUCGCCCUACGAGUCGUACCUCUGGUCGUAAGAGGGCAGGAAAAAGAGGACGACCAAAAGGAUCUGCACCAAGGAGGUACGCGUCGCGGACGGCAAGCACGACCCAAGAGUGCUGCCCCGUCAUCAUAACGGAGGAAAGGGAGAGCGACAUCCUGGAGAGGGCGCACGAUUACGUUACAAGCAUCAAGCCAGACCCCAGCACCGUUGUGUUUCACGGUACAUCGGGGCCAUUGGGCGCGCCCACGAGCCACCAAAGACGUUCGGCUCGCGGUACGACUCACAGACGCAAGCGGCAGUCGUACAGCAACGUCGACCAGUACGUCGUUACGGCUAGCCACUGGGACAAGUGCGGAUUGCCCCCUGGGACUACAGUGCUUCGACCAGUCGAGAAACUGGUGCAGUUGGUGGCACAGGCCAUAUACAGUAGUCCGCACGGCCUGCUUCGCGUGCAUCACAUUUACAUGGCUCUACAGAAGAAGUAUCCUUACUUCACCUUCCUGCAGAAGAAGGCGCUAAGCAGCUGGAAAAGCUCCAUCCGACACGCGUUGUUCCAGAAGUGGUUCAUCAAGUUCCGCAUCGCGAGCAACUUGAACUGCGGUAAGACACGCUGCUUCUACUGGGGACUUAACUACAACAGCCACCCGAAGGAGUGGACCAUGCCAGGACUGGCCAGCCAAGUGAUUGAUCUAGACGAUUGUGUCGACGUGAAGCCCUUCGGGGACGAUCUCGGAGAAUUCCUGCUGGAUGAGUCAGCAGACUUGGAGUGGCUUCUACCUCUGGAAGAUGUAGAUGAGAAGCCAGUUCUGAGAGACCUUCAGGAGAUAGUAGAUGUGCCACCUUCUUGUGAUAUCGCGCACGUUUUCAGUUCCGAACAACAGGGCUCUUCGCCAAGCGAGAUGGAGGUUGAUAUGGAGUCACUCCUGGAUGCAGAAAGAGCAUUGGAUUUCAGCUAUGCAGACACUGUAACAACAGAUGUACCUGUGACGUGGCCAGCAGAGUGGCCAUCGGAGUGGGCCUCUGCCUCUUUCGAUCUCGUUCCAUCAGCUUCGGGGGCGACUACAGCCAAUCAGCUGCCCUAUUUCGAUUUCCUCUGCAUGAACUGACGCGCAGUACUCCUGUUAAUGGUUUUAAAAGCAUCGGUUGCUAGUUUUAGCGAAAUUGAAGUCGAAACGCUUUUAAAGAACCGAUUUGACAAUGAUCUCAGUCAUGCAUCGACGACGGUAAUUUAAUUCCUGGUGGCCAUUCGUUGCCGCAUCUGUGUAAUGGUGAAUACGUCGUUGUGUGGGGACAUUCGAUACGACCAUGUCAGAAAAUUGGCCACGUUUUUUCGUUUCAUGAACCGGGUACUUUUAUUGGAUCAAGUUUCAUUGUAUCAUGUCAUCGUUUUAAUAAACGCAUCGUUUCUUCCA
Messenger RNA from Ornithodoros turicata, 1750 nucleotides. RefSeq lists its product as uncharacterized. Gene Ontology annotation, biological process: regulation of DNA-templated transcription. The record is from RefSeq and is a predicted model, not a curated record. The transcript is spliced from 8 exons. Lineage: Eukaryota; Metazoa; Arthropoda; Arachnida; Ixodida; Argasidae. Gene Ontology annotation, molecular function: sequence-specific DNA binding; DNA-binding transcription factor activity. The coding region runs from base 269 to 1444 and encodes 391 amino acids.